This is a messenger RNA of Mesocricetus auratus (golden hamster), 3689 nucleotides long. It is a transcript of the gene Rffl, whose product is annotated as ring finger and FYVE like domain containing E3 ubiquitin protein ligase. Gene Ontology annotation, biological process: proteasome-mediated ubiquitin-dependent protein catabolic process; negative regulation of extrinsic apoptotic signaling pathway via death domain receptors; protein K48-linked ubiquitination. Gene Ontology annotation, molecular function: ubiquitin protein ligase activity. Bases 310 to 1452 code for a protein of 380 amino acids. The record is from RefSeq and is a predicted model, not a curated record. Gene Ontology annotation, cellular component: cytoplasm; plasma membrane. The transcript has 7 exons. Lineage: Eukaryota; Metazoa; Chordata; Mammalia; Rodentia; Cricetidae.
AUGUCUGAGAAAUAAUCCCUGAAUCAGAGAGAACAUGCUCCAUUGCUGCACACCCCGCACAUGAGGCCAGUUGGUAAUAUGGUUCACGAAGCAGGUUGCUUGCUUAAGACUGCAGCAGUCACUUCUUUGUGUCACCGGCAUCUUCCCACAUCUGGGUUAGAUGCCCCAGGCAGGUGUGCUGGAGAGUUCCACUUGCAGCCUUGAGAUUCUAACAGCUUCAGGGAGCUCAGGGUUCUUGCCUAAUCAACUUCUUUUUAAGAGCAAUCCGUUUUCCAAGUUGAGAGAUGAUUUUACAUUUCGGAUUUUAUCAUGUGGGCAUCCUGCUGCAACUGGUUCUGCUUGGAUGGACAGCCUGAGGAAGCCCCACCACCACAGGGAGCCAGGACACAAGCCUAUUCCAACCCUGGGUACAGCUCCUUCCCUUCCCCCACAGGCUCAGAACCAAGCUGCAAAUCCUGUGGGGUCCACUUCGCAAACACAACCCGAAAGCAGACCUGCUUGGACUGUAAGAAACAUUUCUGCAUGACUUGCUCAAGCCAAGAGGGGAAUGGACCACGCCUCUGCCUCCUCUGCCUAAGGUUCCGAGCCACAGCCUUUCAGCGGGAGGAACUCAUGAAGAUGAAGGUGAAGGACCUGAGGGACUAUCUCAGCCUCCAUGACAUCUCUACCGAAAUGUGCCGGGAGAAAGAAGAGCUGGUGUUUUUGGUGCUUGGCCAGCAGCCUGUAAUCUCUGCAGUGGACAGGACUCAUGCUCCCACCUUGUCCCAGGACUUCCCUGAGCAGCAGGCCUUCCUGACCCAGCCUCACAUCAGCACAGUACCGCCUACCUCACCCUCCUCACCUGCACAAGCCACCUGUGUUCCCCUAGCCCCGGCUCAGGAAAACCAGGCCACUGGCCAUGUGUCUCAGGACCACGAGGAGCCUGUCUUCCUGGAGAGCACAGCCAGAGUACCUACCGAGGAUGAGACCCAGGUGGGCCUCUGCUCGUCCAUUGGCUCAGAGGACAGCUUUGUCCCUGGCCGGAGAGCCUCACUGUCUGACCUGACCCACCUGGAGGACAUUGAAAGCCUGACGGUGCGGCAGCUGAAGGAGAUUCUGGCUCGCAACUUUGUCAACUAUAAGGGCUGCUGUGAGAAGUGGGAACUGAUGGAGAGGGUGACUCGACUGUACAAGGAUCAGAAAGGACUCCAGCACCUGGGUGAGGGGCUAUCUGGGUACAAGGAUCAGAAAGGACUCCAGCACCUGGUGUCCGGUGAUGAAGACCAAAACGGGGGAGCAGUGCCUUCUGGCCUGGAGGAGAACCUGUGUAAGAUUUGCAUGGACUCACCCAUUGACUGUGUUCUGCUGGAGUGUGGCCACAUGGUAACCUGUACCAAGUGUGGCAAACGAAUGAAUGAAUGUCCUAUCUGCCGGCAGUAUGUCAUCCGAGCAGUGCACGUCUUCCGGUCCUGAGGGCUAGCAUUGGCUUCUUCAGUGCCUUAGAGGACAUAGCUCAAAAUGUCUGGGCUCAGGGUUGGUCUGAUGCACAAAGGCGGUUUAUUGAGAGAAACUGGCCAUGUUCUCAAGACUAGGACAAGCAGAGGUGCCUGGCGUAUCUGUCUUGACAUGGUGUAUACCUCUUAGGUGGCAGAACCCAAAACCAGUGGGAACUAAUUCAGAUCACAUGGGUGAGUGCAUGCUUCUCAGAUCAUGGGGUGGUGAUGGUAAUCAAUGAAGAGGACUUUCUAGAACUUGGACCAUGUCUUCUUCCCUUCCUGAAAACCUAAGACACGUUUCACACAUCCCAAAUACCAUUCCUCCUGUUUCAUCAAUCGAGAGUCCUGCUGGAAAUGCUUCCCAUCCCCUCAGAAGUUGAAUUUAAAACACACAGAAACCAGAAAUUUAAGUGUGCUACGUUGCCUAAAAUCCAUUUGUUUCUAUGGAUACACACCCCACCAGACCAAUAGUAUUCCCCAGGUCAGAAUUUGAAUCAGUAGACUGGUCUCUGGUGAGAAAUUAAGUCUAAAUGCUGUAGAAGAAUUUCUUAAGUUGAGUCACUUCUGUUAGUGUUGGGGUUGGAAAUGAUCUGUCCCUUGACCUUACCCCUAAACUGGUGGGGAGUCCUUAAGAGAUGGUGCAUGGGUCAUGUCUGCUGCUUUUCUUUGGGUUUGACUGCACCAUCCUUAACCUGGGAUAACGAGGAAAGAGAAAUGGAGGCAAUGGCUUUCUGUUGAUUGCUGGCUUCAGAUCCUCAUUUUCAGCAGGCUACAUUUUUUUUUUAAAAGCUUUAAUAGUUUCACUUCUUUGGGAUAUAAAUUUGCUUACCGAAGACAUAGGAACUUCAGCAAAGAGCUCUGCUCUUGUUUAGCUUGGCUGCUCAUGGAGAUCCCAGAGAGCAGGCAUAUAGGAUAGUGUAUGAGGUACUGGAAGGUGCUGAGUGAGAAUGGACUAUGUCCAUGGCUGCUUCUUUGCCUUUUGGACAGGUCAGAAUGAAGCAUUCUUUAAAUCAUGAUUCCAGCCUCGUGGGAUCUUUACACCACUGACACAACUUGAAGAGUUUGAGUGGUGUUUUCUGGAACAGCUCAACAAAUAACACAAGGAGCUGUGUGCUCUGUAGGAUGCACCCUCAGCACUACAGCACCUGGGUAAAGCUGCUACUCUCCACCGUGCAGCUGAGACUGAAAGAACCAGUCAUGACCCUGGGAAGCAGAGGUUCACCUCUAAGGGGCUACUAGAAAUACUUAAGACUUUCUUCCCACCAUUAACCACUGAAUACCUUCAGGAAAUCCAGUAGUUUCAUGAAUAGUUGUCAUAGACACUCAGCCCACUUUACCUGUGCAUUCUAGGUCCACAUGGCCAGGGUGUGGGUCAAAGCCUUUGUAGGUGUCAAGAAUCAAGAGGACCCCUCUAUAAAGACUGCCUUCCCUCCCUCUCUGGAUAGUGAGUACUGUAGUUUACAAUGUCUUCAGUCUAGCACAGCUCACCAAUUUUGCUGCUCCUGGACUCCACUGUGAAACAGGUCUGAUUAUGCAGCUCAGUUAAGACCUAAUACUCAAAGCUGGCUCUCUCUUCUUAACUGCUUUCUCUUCUGAGGCCUUACCUCCCUACCUCCUAAACAGGAACAGAAAUAAUAUACUGAUGGCCUUUUAGUGACCUAAGGGCGAGUCAUAGCUAAGGUUACUUAUUUUGAAGAACUUUUAUCUUUUGUUUUCUUUGUGGGGGAAAAAAAAAACAAAACAGAUGUCAAACAACUUUUUUAUUGUUACACCAAAUAAAAGUUGGAAUUCUAAGAUUCCAUCCCCGUUAACAUCUAACCCAGGUAGAAAACCUUUUUUUUUUUUUAAUAUAUAAAUACUUGAGCCCCUUUCUGUUCUUCAUGGAUCCUUGGUCUUAAUUAACAUGGAAACACCUAAUCCUUUCAACUAGUCUGGAUUUUGAUGUGAUUGCGCCAAGAUUUCAGUUGACACUUAGUUUUAAAAGACAGACAGCUAACUGGUUCAUUGGUUGGAAUAGCUGGUUCUAAACUAAUAAGCUGUAAAGGAAUUAAUAGUCUAUAUUGUACAAAUUUGUUAAAAUCUCUUGGAUGUGAAUGUGUUGCUCCAAGUGGCUUAUAUUAAGAUUUCUCACCUGGGUGUUAAAAAAGCAAACCCAAAUGUGUAUUUUUUGUUACAGAGCUCUGCUUUAUAAUUUUGUAAUAAAGUUUAAAUACA